Saccostrea echinata is the source of this 1500-nucleotide messenger RNA. RefSeq lists its product as uncharacterized. The coding region runs from base 1 to 1500 and encodes 499 amino acids. The transcript has 5 exons. Lineage: Eukaryota; Metazoa; Mollusca; Bivalvia; Ostreida; Ostreidae. The record is from RefSeq and is a predicted model, not a curated record.
AUGUCGGCAAGGAGAGGUGGCGGAAGUUACCGAGAACGACGAGUGGAGAACAUCUUAGAUGUGCAACCAAGAGAAUUUGGAAAUCCCUGGAAUUUCUACGCUCUCUUUUCAAGAAGUGAAGAAGAUGUCCAUAGAUGGUGCAGAGAAAAUGGCAUCCUGGCUACCACAUUUCAGUGCCCAUACAACUGCGAUGGACAGAUGAGCCUGAAGGUCCUUGCUCGAGCUCCUGGAGGCAGCAUUUUUAGAUGUACAAAGAAUAGGGACCAUACCAAGUCAUCACGUACUUACUCCUUCUUCGACAAAAGUAAUUUAAUGCUGCAGGAUAUUAUGGUUUUCAUAAAGUCGUACCUGGAAAAGAGCAGCCUUGCGCAAUGUGUGCGCUUUUCAGGUAUGGCCUAUGGUACAACAGCUGUCAACUGGGCAAGCUUCACUCGGGAACUCUUCAAGGAGUAUUUUUAUACAAAUCUGCGGUACAGAAAAAUGCAGGGGGUUGUGGAGAUAGACGAAUCCCUAUUUGGCAGGAGGGUGAAAUUCCAUAGAGGAAACCCUAAUCGUGGAUUAAAGAUUUGGAUAUUUGGGAUGGUCGAAAGAGACAGCAAUACUUUGGUCAUGUACCCUGUGUCAGACAGAACAGAAGAUACACUUCUUCCAAUUAUCGAAAGGCACGUAGAAAAAGGGUCAACUAUUUACAGUGAUGGGUGGUCCGCCUACUGUAAAUUGAACGACGCAGGAUACGACCACUUCACUGUUUUGCACAAGUACUCGUUCAAAAAAACGUAUAUAAACACCAAGUCACAAGAAGUAGUUGAGGUACACACCAACAGAAUCGAAGGGGCCUGGAAACAUGCCAAAGACCACUUCAGGAGACUGGUGGGUACCAAACUUUCACAAUUUGAAGGGCAUCUAGCGGAAAUAAUGUGGAGAUCGGCAGAGAGGGGUAACAUCUACGAGGCCUUUUUUAAUCUUUUGAGAAGUGUCUACCCAUUGGAUAGUCCACCUCAUUACACAUACCCAACGCCACUCUUCAAUACUUGGGAAGGAAUUCCAGAAAGCCAGUCUAAAAUUGACGACUGGGAAAUUAGACCAGAGAACACUGAUGCCGAAAGCGAGGCUGAAUCGCAGAUUGAGACAACUUCGGCUGAGUUGUUUUCAGGCUUAGUGGAGGAAGAUAGCUCAGCUAUUAUGCCCAACAGGGAACUUUCUUCAAGUGAACUCCAGGAGCGGCAGUUGCUGCAGAAGUCCACUUUGGAUAAAGUGUCGCAGGAGAUGCUUGAAGGGUCUGGGAGCGAGGAUGAAGGGGACACCACUCUUACAGAACUUACAGUUCCAGGAGCUCGAGUGUUAAUCCAAAAUAAGGCCGGUCCAAGGAGCCAAGAUGCAUCAUCUGAUAAAGCUGCAAUGAAGACUACAAAUGGGCAAGACACAAGCACCAUACAAACUAGAAAGAGCACCAGGAGGAAAAGUAUGCAAUAUCUUCUUAGAAAUAAAUCAUACAUUUAA